Messenger RNA from Dichotomopilus funicola, 1683 nucleotides. Its product is annotated as FAD dependent oxidoreductase-domain-containing protein. Gene Ontology annotation, molecular function: oxidoreductase activity; 2 iron, 2 sulfur cluster binding. NCBI's taxonomy places the organism in Eukaryota, Fungi, Ascomycota, Sordariomycetes, Sordariales, Chaetomiaceae. The record is from RefSeq and is a predicted model, not a curated record. The coding region runs from base 1 to 1683 and encodes 560 amino acids. The transcript is spliced from 3 exons. Gene Ontology annotation, cellular component: cytoplasm.
AUGACAAACCCAUCCCCCUCCCAAUACCUCCACACCUCAGGCGCCACCAACCCCGUCUGGACCCUCCACCAACCCUACACCUCCCACCCGCGCUUCCCCCAACUCACCACCUCCGUCACCACCCCCUCCCACUCCCCCACCAUCGUCAUAAUCGGCGCCGGCAUCGCAGGCAUCCAAACCGCCUACGAACUCAUCCUUCGCAACCACAACAACUACCGAAUCGUCCUCCUCGAAGCGCGGGACGUCCUCUCCGGUGAAUCAGGCCGCACCUCCGGCCACCUAACCAACGACCUAGACGACGGGUAUGUACAAAUCGCCAAGAAGCAUGGUGAGAAGGGAGCGAAGCUGGCAGCGGAGAGUCAUGCGUGGGCGAGGGAUAGAGUGGAAGAAGUGGUGAGGGAGUUGGGGAUUGAAUGUGAGUUUCGGAGGGUGAGGGCUUAUGAUGUGAGUCAGUAUUGUAGGGGGGAGGAGGGAUAUGAGGGGGAGAUGGGGGAGUUGAGGGGGGAGGCGGAGAUGCAGAGGGGGUUGGGGUUGGAGACGAGGUUUGAGGAAAACCUGACCGUCCGCGGAUGGAACGGCAAACCAGACCAACGCGGCGGAAUGAUCUCCGAAAACCAAGCAACCUUCCACCCAACCCGAUACCUCGCCGGCGUGCUGGCCUGGCUCAAGACCCAGCCCAACUUCAGCUGCUACACCCGCACGCGCGUGACCAACAUCCAAGAACAAGGCAUCGAGGUUCUGGGCCUGGGCCACAAAUCCGUCGUGGUCACCACCGAAGCGGGCCACACCAUCCACGCCGACUACGCCAUCGAAGCGACCUGCAUCCCCUUACAAAAGCUCUCGGUGGUGGCCGAGCUGGAGUUCUUUCGCUCGUACUGCAUCGCCGUGCGUGUGCCGCGGGGUAGUGUUGAGGAUUGUCUGUUGUAUGACAACGCGGAGGCGUACAAGUAUGUGCGGUUGACGGCGUGUGAUGAGAAGGAUGACUAUCUCGUCGUAGGUGGGUGUGACCAUAAGGUUGGGCAGGCCGAGACGCUGCCGCGUUUCGAGGAACUGGAGAAGUGGACGAGAGAACGGUUCCCGCAAGCGGGGAAGACGGAUUACAAAUGGAGUGGACAGAUUUUCGAGCCGGUAGAUUACAUGGCGUUUAUUGGUAAGAAUCAGGGGAAUGACAAGAUCUUUAUUGUGACGGGGGAUUCUGGCGAUGGAUUGACGCAUGGAGUGUUGGCUGGACGGUUGAUCGCCGACGAGAUCGAGGGGAAGCCGAACGAGUGGGCGUCGCUGUACAAUCCUAAACGACUCGGGAGUAUCGCCAAGUCUCUACCGACGAUGAUCCAGCAUGAUGUGCAGAUUAACAUGCAGUACAAGAGGUUCCUGCAGUCGGAUAUAUCCGAUAUUGAGGACCUAGCCCCAGGUUGUGGCGGUGUGUUGAACACGGGAACCAGCAAGCCCUUGGCUGUGUACAAAGACGAUAGGGGUGAAGUAACCACGUACAGCGCGCUGUGUCCACAUAUGAAGGGUGUGGUGUGUUGGAACCACGCCGAGAAGAGUUUUGACUGCCCGGUUCACGGCAGCCGGUUCUCUGCCAACGGGAUCUGUCUCAGCGGCCCUGCUAAAAUGAACCUUUCCCCGGCCGACAAGAAAGCCGCUGCAGACCAGGAGUAUGACUCGGGGAAGGAGGUCUGA